AUGGAGGGCAAUGGCGGCGUCCACUUCUUCAAGAAUGCACAAGGGGUCACAGUCAAAAAUAGCCAUUUCGUCAGUGCUGGACAUGAUUACAUUCGCUAUGAGAUUUCGGGUGACUACCAUGCUCACAACUACGAGAACGAAGAAGGAUUCAAGAAUCUGGGCAAAGUCGUAGUCCCCGACGCACUUCAUACAUCGGGUUUGACUGCAAGAUGUCACCCAGGAACGCGAGAAAAGAUCAUUCUUGCUAUUAGAUCAUGGAUUGAAGACAAGAAAACACAACAAGAUGUCCUCUGGAUUUACGGAGCAACUGGGAUUGGCAAGUCGACUAUUAUGCAGGAGAUCGCAGAGUUGUACUUGAGUUGUGAACCCAAGGAUCGUUAUUUCGGGGGCACAUUCUUCUUUUCAAGAGGAAAGCCAGGUCGAGAUGACGACAGCCGCCUUUUUACCACCUUGGCCUAUCAGCUCUGUCUUUGCGAUCCUGAAAUGCGCAAAAAUGUUGAUCGCGCUAUGGCCAAUAAUCCCCAUCUCUCUUCCAAUCGCCCUGGAUUGCAACUUCGCAGCCUCAUUUUUGAACCCCUCAGCAAACUGUCAACCCCACCUUCUACAACUCCUUUCGUUAUCAUCGACGGACUCGACGAAUGUAAAAGUCAUGAAAUUCAGACGCGCAUUAUCAAGACAAUCACCGACACCUUACUCACCUAUGAUCGUCGAGUACGUUUCAUCAUAACAAGUCGAUCUGAGGCCCAUAUCCGGGAUAUCUUUGGGGACCCCAUGAUCUCGCCUAGGACGCAUCAAAUUGGCUUGGAUUCGUUAUACAAUCCGGAACGCGACAUUCGACUCUUUCUCGAGGAACGGUUGAACGCGAUUACGACCCUGAAGUCAACGAUAAUGUCAAAAGUUAAACGUCAAUGGCCCUCACCUUCUGACAUUGAUUAUCUAGUCAAAAAGUCAUGCGGACAAUUUUUAUACGCUUCGACUGUACUUAAAUUUGUUUGCGCGGAAAACACACAUCCCGUCACACAGUUGAAAACAGUGCUUGCUUCGACACAUGCGACAAAUGUUUACUCGAACAUGGACGAACUUUAUACUCAAAUUUUGCAAACGUGCCCGAGUCCCGAAACUCUGAAACGAAUUUUUGGCCUUCUUCUUACUCUCCAUUGUCCGCAACCACCGGAAGUAUACGAUGAUAUACUUGGCCUAGACCCAGAGACAGAAGGAGUGGCCUACAUACUCCAUGGUCUACACUCCGUCAUCAGGUUUCCUAAUCCUUCGGAUGACGAAACGGAAAGACGAGUUUUCGAGCGUCGUCUAGAGUACGACAAGACUCGUGGUUUGCGUUUUCACCACGCCUCAUUCCAAGAUUUCCUCCUCGAUGAAAAGCGAUCCAAAACGUUUUUUGUUGACUUGUCGACUGCCCAUGCCACUCUUGUAAAAUCUGGGUUUGAUCUUAUGACGAAAUGGAUAUCAGGUCCUUGGAGAACUGGUGCCGAGGAAGACUGCCCAACGAAGGAAACUUGGGGUUAUCUGAAACAUCAUAUGGGCCUUCACCUCGACAAUUGCGAAGUGGAUAUAGUUGAAGACGUUCUGAAGGACCUGAAUAAGUUCGAUGUUGUAUUUCCUCCGUCCAGAGUUAUUGGAGAUCCUAUCUGGGAUAUAGCAUUUGAUGCUCUACAUUGCAUUGUCACGGCAUUCGCCACGAUACUAACCACAGAAGAAGAAACCAGACAACAACUUCUCAACCCGACUAACUUUCAUUCUGAACACUCUCACUGGGCGCAAGAGUGUGUCUUAAACCCACAAAAGGCCAUGGAGCGCACAGAUUCUCCAGUUCUACCCACAUAUAUUAAAUUUUGCGCUGCUCUCGACGAUUUCUACAAGUUCAUCCUUUCUUCCUCCAAUGAUAUUCAGCAGCUGUUAGAAAAGCUUCCCGGAAUUACGACAGGAAUGGGGCCCAUUAGGUUUCAUUGGCUACGUGACCUCUUUUCCAUCGAAGAUAAUCAACUUUUUCAAAACCGUAAAUUUUUUAACACAUGGAAGAACGCCUUUUGGGCUCAGCAUUUUGCUCUUGGAGGGGAGAAAUCUGGAAAUGAUGAUGUAGUUCUGCUAUUGAACCCUCACUUCAGGGACUUUUUGCACGACAAAAGCCGCUCUGGACCGUCGCGUCACCCUCUAACAUACCUCGAUAAUAUUUUGAGGAAAUGUCUGGAAUCAAUCAGCAUAUCUCAUUCAGUAUCUUCCGGUGACCAUCCUAUGUUCCAGUUAAUACAGGGCUUGAAAAUGCUCUCAUACGACAAAACGUGUCUUCAAGAAGCCCCUGUUCUUAACGUCGAUCUUCUUUGGUCCGCUACACGACGGCUUCUUGAUUGGAUACAGCGGGAAUAUGAAUCUUUAAGACAUUCCGACCGGAGAGGUUUACAGUAUAGGAUUCGGAAGGAUCUCGCCGACAUAAGCACUCAUAUCUAUACCCAAAUUCUCCAAGUUGACACACCCGUCACCGGAGGUAGAAUCAUAACGAUCUAUGAGCCGUUCCGUAUUGCUAUCAACCGUGAUCUCGCCUCAAAAACACCGUCAACACUAUCGCCUCCUCCGUCUCCCAUGUAUCCGGAGCAGCUGAUGAUCUCGGAGACUCUGCUCUCUAUGCAUGGGAUCCGGUCAUCACUGCUUGCAUUCCUCACCAAGCCCGAGAGAGCAGGAAAAUGGUGCUUCACGCCGGUGGAGUACCAUACCCAGUCUGCUGAAAUUUGUUUAGAGCAUUGUGACCCUUUCGUCUCUGAUAUUUCGAAAGAUUGGAGAACUUGGCCAUCACACAAAGAAUGGCGGUAUCAUCUUGUCAGGGCUAGUCCGAGCGAAACAAUCUUUGCGAGGUUGCGGUCCAUUCAUCCCGGCCCUUGGCUGACGGAAGGCCUUCCAACGGGUGACUCGGGGGCAAAGAAGAGGUCCAUUAUUGCCAUUAUCGAUUGGUUAAACAUCAGCAGUUUUCAUUUACCAGCCUUGCGUUCACAGAAAUUUCCCGAAACUCCUAUCGAUAUUACUGAGCGCUGGAGACAAAUUUUACUCGACUUCACACGGCUGGACCGCUGGCGCAAAGCAAGAAUCGGGGAAAGCGCUAAGGAAGGUGUGUACCCUGCAAGUAGGGAGGGAAGCCCCAACCUAUCCGUCCGCAGUGGCUCCAACUUUCCGCCGUCUCCAUCGCCAUCCACCUCCUACUUUCGGGAUACAGGCAGUAGUAUGAUUUUGAGGUCAUGA
Messenger RNA from Psilocybe cubensis, 3246 nucleotides. RefSeq lists its product as uncharacterized. The transcript has 7 exons. Bases 1 to 3246 code for a protein of 1081 amino acids. NCBI's taxonomy places the organism in Eukaryota, Fungi, Basidiomycota, Agaricomycetes, Agaricales, Agrocybaceae. The record is from RefSeq and is a predicted model, not a curated record.